AUGGGCAUGUGUCAUACAUUCCGGAAGAAGCCCUUUGCUAGAGCCGGGGUGGUGGUUUCCGCCUUGCCGAAGAAAGUUGUGCAAAGGAGGGCUGCUGGUUUCUGUAUUCCGAGAAAAUGGACAGCCAGGGAAGAAAAGUGGUGGUUUGCGACAAUGGGACCGGGUUUGUGAAGUGUGGCUAUGCAGGCUCCAACUUCCCAGAGCACAUUUUCCCUGCAUUGGUUGGCAGGCCAAUCAUUCGCUCCACAGCUAAAGUGGGAAACAUUGAGAUCAAGGACCUGAUGGUGGGGGAUGAGGCGAGCGAGCUGCGCUCCAUGCUGGAGGUGAACUACCCCAUGGAGAACGGCAUCGUGAGGAACUGGGAUGACAUGAAGCACCUGUGGGACUACACCUUUGGUCCAGAGAAGCUCAACAUCGACUCGCGCAACUGCAAGAUCCUGCUCACCGAGCCGCCUAUGAACCCAACCAAGAACCGCGAGAAGAUCAUUGAGGUGAUGUUUGAGACGUACCAGUUCUCUGGGGUUUACAUAGCCAUCCAAGCUGUGCUCACACUCUAUGCUCAAGGUCUCCUGACUGGCGUGGUGGUGGACUCUGGUGAUGGCGUCACCCACAUCUGCCCCGUGUACGAAGGCUUCUCCCUGCCCCACCUGACCAGACGCCUGGACAUUGCAGGACGAGACAUCACGCGCUACCUCAUCAAGCUGCUGUUGCUGAGGGGCUACGCCUUCAACCACUCGGCGGACUUUGAGACGGUGCGCAUGAUGAAGGAGAAGCUGUGCUACGUGGGCUACAACAUUGAGCAGGAGCAGAAGCUGGCGCUGGAGACCACCGUGCUGGUUGAGUCCUACACGCUCCCCGACGGCAGGAUGAUCAAGGUGGGAGGGGAGCGGUUCGAGGCCCCUGAGGCUCUGUUCCAGCCCCACCUCAUCAACGUGGAGGGAGUCGGGGUGGCAGAGCUCCUCUUCAACACCAUCAAUGCAGCAGACAUCGACACCAGGUCUGAGUUCUACAAACACAUAGUGCUGUCGGGGGGCUCCACCAUGUACCCUGGCCUUCCCUCUCGACUGGAGCGUGAGCUCAAGCAGCUCUACCUGGAGCGCGUGCUGAAGGGAGAUGUGGAUAAGCUCUCGAAAUUCAAGAUCCGCAUUGAAGACCCCCCUCGGCGCAAGCACAUGGUGUUCCUGGGCGGGGCCGUGCUGGCCGACAUCAUGAAGGACAAGGACAACUUCUGGCUGACGAGGGAGGAGUACCAGGAGAAGGGGAUACGUGUCCUGGAGAAGCUAGGGGUCACCGUCAGAUAAACCCCCUCCAAGAUGCACAUGUCUGGGCUAAGUCUGAAAUGGCACCCUAUUCCCUUCGUGCACUACCCUAUGGGGUCUGGUUAAAAGUAGUGCACUAUCUAGGGAAUAGGGUGCAAUUUGGGAUGCGACCCUGGUCUUCUCUCCAUCUUUUGCUCACCUCAUCUUCUCGACGCGGUCAUCUUUUUUUACCACCUGUCCCAGAUUCGCUCACUCUCACUCUCUCCAAGGGCAUGCUGGGACAGACUGAUGGGGUUAGGUGGGGUUGGGGAGGUGGGAGGAGAUAGAUGAGGUGCUAACAACGCGUCUCCUGGGAAUAGUUUAAAUCAUGUUGCCCAACUUAUUCUGUCAAAACACGAUCCCAAUAGUGAAGUCAAUUAUUAUUAGGGAUUCAUUUAUAGAGGGGGUGUUGGAUUCCCCUGUGUUGUGGGCACGGGGUACACAAGGGGCCCCCAUCAAAGGCAAGCUGCCCUUCUUAAAUCCACCCUCCUGCUUAUCUUUGUCUUUUGUCUUAAUCAGCAGGGGGAUUGCUUGCUCCUCUAGAGUCCCUCGUAACAAAUGGGUACACACUCUGUUUAUCCCCGAGGUUAAUUUAAGGUUGUUGUAAUGUUGAGAGGUCAGGGGAUGAUGGUGGGUUAGAGGGCAGGUGGUUUAUGGGGCAUGUUUCUCCUUCUCACAGGGUCCACCUGCCCACUUGUCUGACUCCCAUAUCCAAACAGUGUGUCGUAAGGGGGAUGUGGUGAUUACAAAAAGAAACGGUUGACCUUCCCUCACGAUAACAUUUUUUAAAAGGCAUUUCAUUCCACUGAUGGCAAAAUAUUUGCCAUGCAUUCAAUUCCAAUGAGGACUGCUCAGCCUUGUAAUUGGAGUCACGUUUUGUGUUCACAUUCAUUUUGCUGAUGCGCUUUCCUUUUGGAGGAGAAGAGGUUUUGCCUUUUGUUUUGUCAGACAUGUUAUUUGUACCGAUUUUGUGUAUUUCUUUUGCAGUGCAUAACUCAAAAUAAAGAGUGAGGACGUGUUAUCCUCAUCAUGGCUGUUGGACACACGAGUCCAUUUUUUAAAAUUUAAGGUCGGGGUUAGUUCGCCCUCCAACAACAGGUCUAGGAUCUCUAUCCCAGGGCCUAUCCUUAACCAUUGUGAGCUCAACAAUCCAUCAGACCUAGGGCUUGUUGUUAAGGGCGUACUGAACCGUACGUAACCUGUUUAGAGAGGAAGUCAUUCUGAGACCAGUAGGAACUCUCCAUAGUCUCAGCUCCAGUGACGAUACAUUUUUUGAGAUCUGGUGUCAUUAGGGGUGGGGAUUUGUUGGGGGAGUUGAACAUUUGUAAUAUUAAUAACAAUUUGGGUGUCAUGGAGACCACAUAAAAGCUGGUAUUUAAGGUGUUCCGUUUUUGGUUUUCAUAUGUAUAUUGGAGGAACUUACACAAUUGUGUAUGUAUAAUUUUCUUUUUUGACAAAACGGUCAUCCAGUGCCAAGUGCAGUUAUUGUAGCUGGAUCUUAUUUUUGGUUGCUUUUUUUUUUUCCUCUUUUCUUUGUUUUUGUUCAUAGCAUAACUGCCUACCGCUGAUUUAAAUAAAGCAACGUGAUUUAUUAA
Molecule: messenger RNA, 2893 nt
Organism: Oncorhynchus keta (chum salmon)
Lineage: Eukaryota; Metazoa; Chordata; Actinopteri; Salmoniformes; Salmonidae
Product: actin-related protein 2-A-like
Exons: 9
Coding region: 117-1301 (394 amino acids)
Biological process (GO): Arp2/3 complex-mediated actin nucleation
Cellular component (GO): actin cortical patch; Arp2/3 protein complex
Molecular function (GO): actin filament binding
Source: RefSeq, a predicted model, not a curated record